CACGCAUGCGCAGUGACGAGACGCCGUUUGCAUGUGUUUAGCUCGACACGCGUGUUUUCACCGGUCAGGACUCUCUGUGCUACUGCCACACCAAACAUGGCAAAAGCAGACGUUGCAAGUUGUCAGAAAAAGCAAGACAAAGAGGACAGCGUUAACACCGAAGGACAGACAGAGACUGCCUCUUCAAGCGAACAGACAAAGGAUGCUCCUGUAGAGAGCACAGAGAUGAAACUGGAGGAGGAGAACCAAGAUGAACAAGAUUCACAGAUGGACAUUGAAGUAAAAGGAAGUAAGCCUACUGUAACUGUAUCCUGGGACCAGAAGAGUGAGGAAGAAAAGGAGAAUGGCAGUGGGGAAUCGGACAUCUCUUUAGAUGAGGAAGUCAGUUCUGCAGAGGACAUCCCAAGUGAGAGCACAGAGACAAAUGUGAACCAAGAGAUUCAGGAAUCUGCAGAAUCUGAGGAGGACACCGUCACUGGAGAAAAUGAAAGUACACCCACAGAAACUGUAACCUUGGAGAAGAAGAAUGACGAAGGAGAAAGCAAGGACAUUCAAAAGAAAACCAAAAGAGAAAAUGGGAAACGGAAGGCCACGUCUACAGAUGAGACCUCCCCAUCGAAGAAAACCAAGCUCAUCAAUGACGGUUAUUGUCUUUAUGUUGGUAACCUGGACAACUCUAAAAACUUUAAAGACGUUAGAGAAUCAUUAGCAAACUACUUCAUGACUCGAAGUUUCCUGGUUCAAGACAUCAGAUUAGAUCGGUCCAAAAAACAUGCAUAUAUAGAUUUGGCCUCAGAGAUGGACUUGACCAAAGGCUUGACGCUAAACGGAGAGAUGCUGCUUGAUAAGCCGAUGAGGAUCGCCAAAGCAAAGAUCAAAAGUGAGGAAAAUGUGAAGGUGAAGGUGAAAGCUUCAGCGGAAGAAAAAAGAGCCGUCAGAGAUGCCAGGUGUUUGUUCCUGAAGAACGUCCCGUUGAAUGCGACAAAACAAGACAUCAUGAAAAUCUUCCGCAAGGCCGCCGACGUGAGGUUUCCUGGUGGAAGUGAAACUGCAAACAGAGGUAUUGCUUUCGUGGAAUUUAAAAAUAAAACCAUUGCAAAGAAAGUACAGCAGAAAAAACGAGUAGCAAGGAUCAGAGACCAGGUUUUGAUCGUGGACCGUGUAGGAGAAGCAAAUAAGCCUAAAGAGGCCCCAGCUAAUGAGGACAACAAGAACAAGACGAAAGCUCCUGCGGAAGUUCCUCCAAAUAACACUUUGUUUGUGAGCAAUUUGUCUUACAAUGUGAAAGAAAGCAACCUCAAUAACGUCUUUAAAAAAGCUGUUAGUAUCAAUAUGCCUCAAAACCAAGGCAAAUCAAAAGGAUAUGCAUUUGUUGAGUUUGCAAAUGUGGAAGAUGCUGAAAAGGCCUUGCAGGCAUCCCAAAAACUUAAGAUCCGCAAAAGAGAGGUCAAAAUACAAUUCUACGAAAAGAGAGAAAAGACGGAGAGUGUGACAGCUCUGUCAGACACGCUGAUCGUGAGAGGCCUUGCUGAAAAGACGACUGCGGAGACUCUGAAGACUGCUUUUGAAGGAUCGCUUAGUGCAAGAGUCUGUAUGGAUAAAGAGACAGGAAUUUCAAAAGGGUUUGGAUUUGUGGAGUUUGGAAAUGCCGAAAACUGCAAAGCUGUCAAAGAAGCCAUGCAGGACUGUGAGAUAGACGGCAGCAAAGUGACUGUGGAGUACGCAAAGCCCAAGGUAGAGAAGAAGAACCAGCCUGCAGGUCAACGGGCUGCCAGAGGUGGGGUCAAAGACAAAGGCGGAAGAGGUGGCAGCAGAGGAGGUUUCAGAGGACGUGGAACUGGCAGGCCUCAAAAACUGGGACAUUAAGGCUGACUGUUCUGAGUUUGACUGAACAUACAGACUGUGCUAGGUUGUGAACAUUUGUACACUAUUAUUAGCCCUACCUGAUUGUAGGACUUGUGACACAUUGUAACUUUUAUAUUUUGUACUUCAACAGGGCGUCCUCAGAGUUACAGGAUAAUAAGAUUUUGUUUUCAUAAAUUUAAAUUACAAAAAAACCCCCAACAUAAAUCCAACAUAUUACUAAAUAAAUCAACCUAUUUGUAAAAUAAUAAUUUAUCCAACACUGAUGAGAGAAUACUAAGGACGGUCAUGUCAUCUAGCCGCCUUACAUGUUACUGUAGGCCAGUAUCAUACGUUACAGUUUUAUAGACUAAGAGUUCUAGACUUUUAAAUCUGAGGUGUGAAAAUAUUGAAAACUUUAAAACUGUUAAUUUCACAACUCUUAUGAAACAAUAUUAAAGCUGUUUUCACUUCAUUUGGGUUCAUGUUAAGAGUUGAUCAUGUGUAAUUUUCUAAUGUGAAGAUAAAUGUAUUUUAAACCAAA
This is a messenger RNA of Larimichthys crocea (large yellow croaker), 2386 nucleotides long. RefSeq names its product nucleolin. Gene Ontology annotation, molecular function: RNA binding. The transcript has 16 exons. The record is from RefSeq and is a predicted model, not a curated record. Lineage: Eukaryota; Metazoa; Chordata; Actinopteri; Sciaenidae. Bases 97 to 1866 code for a protein of 589 amino acids.